Andrographis paniculata is the source of this 1747-nucleotide messenger RNA. Its product is annotated as protein FAR1-RELATED SEQUENCE 5-like. The coding region runs from base 900 to 1565 and encodes 221 amino acids. The record is from RefSeq and is a predicted model, not a curated record. Lineage: Eukaryota; Viridiplantae; Streptophyta; Magnoliopsida; Lamiales; Acanthaceae. The transcript is spliced from 4 exons.
UUGCCCUGCCUCUUCCUCUCCAGCUUGAUUCGUCGUCUUUUCGUGCUCUGGUUUGGUUUCGUCUCAUAGUCCUCGUCGUCUACCUGCCGACAUCAUCUUACUCUUCUCUAUCUUUGCCUUUUGUGUCAUUUUCUUUCUCUACCUCGUCUUCCGCCGUCUUCGUCUUCCCAUCAUCAUCAUCCUCGUCUUCGUCUUUCUCGUGUAAUCCUCACACACCCAACAUUCACAAAUAGAAAUGGAAGUCUGGGAAGGACGUUGCACAUUAAUAGGGUAGGAUUUUUAAUUUAGAUUGUGGAAAACCAUGAAUUCAAAAUCGCCCUUUUUCUCGUUAAGUCAGCAGAACUGAUGAACUAGUAAAGAAUUUCGAAAUAUAGCGCUGAGGUAUCUACAAUAUCGAGAGGCGAAGACAAGCACUCCACCACAAAACUACUCUGUUGUGGUGUCCGGGUUAUGAAAUCUUAAUUUAUUGACCCUGGUGUGAAUUCAAGGGCAAUUUGUUGCUGUUUUAUUCUGCUGUGUUCGGUGAUGUGAGUUGGACGCAUGUUAGAAAUUGAUUGUGUCCGAUGCUAACGACCGUCUCACAUAAAAGCUCGAAUUUUUUGGGAGACUAAGCCAUUAGUUAUAUAUCCGCAAACGGGAGUACCCAAAGCGCCCCCUCAGGUGCAAGUGGAGGUAUGCUAAACUUGCAUAUGCAUAUGUGCACAAAUGGGGACGGUGGGACUCGAACUCGAGAUCUAAAAUAGGCUCUGAUACCAUGUCGGAUGCUAACGACCGUCUCAACAGAUUGAAAGUGAAAUGGUUGUUAUUUCCAAGAACAAGGAAAUUUUGGGCAAAAGAAGCUACAAGUGCGGGAUUUACUUUGAAUUGUUUUGGGAUGUGGAUGGAGGAAAUUAAGGGCAAUGGAUGUGGAGAAUAGAUUGGACAGUGGCAAUGGAAUGAUAGAAUCAUGUGAUGGAAUGAUUGAAUCAUCUUUCACAGGGGACUUGACAUCAUUUGAAUCUGACAAACAUAGUGGGCCAUAUGAAGGUAUGGUGUUCGACUCAGAGGCUGCUGCUAAGGCAUAUUAUAAUGAAUAUGCUGCAAGGGCAGGCUUUUCGACCCGUGUUUUAUCAUCCCAUAAAUCAGAACAUGAUGGGUCAGUUAUUUCACGUGGAUUGGGAUGUAGAAACAAUUCUAAUGUUCAGAAAUCAGGCAAUGUCUGCAGUGAUGCAGGCGAAAAACGGGAAGACGGUUGUGCCGCCGUGUUUGUAAUAAAGAGAGAGAGUGAAGGGAAGUGGAUUGUUCGGAAGUUUGUGCGAGACCAUAACCAUCCAUUGGUAGUUUCAUCACCCAAGAGAUGGCUAACUUUCGAUGAGAAGGAUAAAAGGAUUCAAGAGUUAACUGCAGAACUACGAAUAAAGAAACGUCUAAGUGCAGCAUAUAAGGAGCAACUACUUAUUCUCAUGAAAGAUGUUGAAAACCAUAAUGAUCAUUUGACAUCAAAAAUACAUAUCAUACGGAAUAAUCUUACAGAACUUGAAGGAAGAAGGCAGGAAUUCUCAGGCAACACCAAACCAAACUUCUAGAGUGAGUAGUGUGUAGCAUCUACUGUUUUAAGAUUCAUGCAUAGAGCUAUAUUCUUUACUCAUUUUCCGAAGAUUGUAUUCAGUUACUAAACUUGGCUUCAUUGCAAAGCUUAUCCUGAUAACAGUGUGAUAUGUGAAUGUGGACAUCCUUUCUAGGACAUUUUCAGAAAUGACCUGAUACA